Malania oleifera is the source of this 570-nucleotide messenger RNA. RefSeq names its product mitochondrial import receptor subunit TOM6 homolog. The record is from RefSeq and is a predicted model, not a curated record. NCBI's taxonomy places the organism in Eukaryota, Viridiplantae, Streptophyta, Magnoliopsida, Santalales, Ximeniaceae. The transcript has 2 exons. Gene Ontology annotation, cellular component: mitochondrial outer membrane translocase complex. The coding region runs from base 136 to 300 and encodes 54 amino acids.
UCUUAAACCCUAAACCUAAAAUAGAACCGCACGGACAACUCGAGGGAAGAAGAAUCGAUAGGGUUUUAGUUGUUUGUACUUUGUGGCUCACCAGAGCGUUCCCGCGACUUCUUCGUAGGCAGAGAGCAGGAGAAGAUGUUCCCUGGAAUGUUUGCGCGCAAGCCCGACAAGGCGGCGGCUCUGAAGCAGCUACGAACCCACGUGGCCAUGUUCGGUGCAUGGGUGGCCGUGAUUCGAGUCACUCCUUACAUUCUUCAUUACUUCUCUGACGAUAAAGACGAACUGAAGCUUGAUUUCUAGUGCAAUACCUGUUUAAAUCUUCCUGUUUUGAGUGGGUUUGGGAGAGGAGCAUGCUCAAAGAAGGGGUUCCCCAAGUUUCUCUACAGCUUUUUCUCUUCUAUUUAUGUACCUUCCAAAGUUCAUGUUCUUUCCAUGAGAUUUAAGCACUUAAAUGUCUUUUUCCCCUUACAAUCCCUCUAGAGGGGACGUUGUUUAAUGGUUAAUCAAUGUUGAUUAUGAUUUAGUGGUGUUAGCAGGGAGAAAUUGACUUCUCCUGCAGAAGACAGGAAA